Messenger RNA from Caenorhabditis angaria, 12234 nucleotides. The record is from the annotation of a GenBank genome assembly. NCBI's taxonomy places the organism in Eukaryota, Metazoa, Nematoda, Chromadorea, Rhabditida, Rhabditidae.
AUGCGAGAUUUUGAAAGGACCGGCGAUCAGAGAGGUGAGAGGAUUUUUGGGGUUGGAAUCUUCGGGAAAAAAACUUGAAAAUUGAAAAGAGAAGCGGAUUUCAGAGAAAGUUGAGAAUAUAAUUUUCACAAAAAUUCACUUUUCACGCGAAGUUUCCAAAUUUUUCUGAUAUCUUAGCCCGAAAGAUCCAGAAAUUACUUACUUCCGAAUUCGAGAAACCUCACGAUUUAUUUUGCAAAAAAAAAAUUGAAAAUAAAAUCUUUUGCUAAAUACUUUCACGUCAAAAAAUUUAAAAACAAUCUACGUGUUCUGACUUUUUUGCCAAUAUUCGAAUUUUUCCAUCAUUUCUCAAUUGAAAUUCGUCAGAAAAUAGGAAUUCAACAAAUUUUCUGUGAGUUAAAAAAAAUCCAGCAAAGAAAUUUUUCACUUCAAAGUUUCAAAGUCCACGUGGUUUCCUAAUUUUUCCCUAAAAAAAUCCCCAUUUUUUGCAGGUUUCAAUUAUUUCGAAAAUCCACUCGAUGAUGUUUAUGAAAUAUCCCAACAAAAUGCACAAAUUUCUCCAAAUUUUAACACAAAUCACAAUAAUCAACAACGACGGCAGCAGCAACAAAAUCAUCAUUUUAACAAUGUUAGUUGAGAUUUUUGGGACACGCAUUCUCAGAAACAACCAAAUUUGAUGAUUUUUUUGUUCACACAAAAAAAAAAAUUUGGAUCACGCGAAAAAAGUUUUUUUUCGAUUUUUGUUUUUUUUAACCAAUUAAGCCCUAAAUUUCUGGGAUUUCAGUUUGUGGUUAGUAUUGCCACGUAUAUGACAAAAGAUACGUGGCAAGAUUUUUAUCAGGUUGAAAAAAAAACAAAAAUCGAAAAAAAAAUCUUUUUCGCGUGAUCCAAAAUUUUUUUUGAUGUGAACAAAAAAAAAUCAUCAAAUUUGGUUGUUUGGGAGAAUAGUACUAUUUUUGGGGGAGGAACAAAAUUCGCAAAAAAAUUUCACUGUUUCAAACCUAUUUCAUUUAAAAAAAAGCGCCAACAAUUUUUUCUCGUUCUGAACGAAGUAGCAUCGAAACAUUUUUUCGAAAGAAAAUUAUCGAAAUUUUGAAACAGUGAAUUAAAAUUUUUUCUUCACAAAAAUCAUCUGAAAUAAAUUGAUAACGUGGAUUUUUUGAGUUUAAAUUUUUGACUGUUUCAAAAAUUUCAUUUUGAAAAUAUUGUGUAACAAAAAGAAUAUUCUCAUUUUUUUUGCAGAACUCUGAUGAUUUACUAAUCGAUACGUAUGAUAUUCUACCAGAUUUCAACCCUCAAAUAUCAUCGAGUCAACCCGGUUCUUCCGAAUCGGUUUUGGUUGAUUUACGAGAAGAUGAUGAUAUUCAAGAGGCUAGAAAUACUGCGGCGAGAAAUAAAAGUCCCACAUCAAAUUAUGUGAUAACAAUUUUGAAAACUCGAAUUGGCGGAUUGAAAUUCGAUAGAAGAGAUGGAAAAUUAAUGGGACCACGACAUGUUUUAUUGGAACCUGGAUUAUUAUUGAAAACAAUAAAGGAAAAUGAUUGGAAGAUGGAAAUUAUUUGGAAGUUAGAAAAACCUGGAAUGUUUGCGCCAAUGGAGGUAGGUAGAGAUUUUUGGGAGGAUGUGGGAGAAGAUCUCAAAAAACAUUUUUGAAACAGUAGAGUUUUUCAUUGUCGUGAAAAAGAACGAAAGUGAAGUUUAUUGAGAUUAUUUUGAAAUUGCCAGUUUUUUGUCCUAUUAUAAUUUCAGUGUAAUAUUUACUGUAACCAAAUUCUUGAAUUGAAACAUUUUUGAAACAGUGAAAUUUUUAUGAACCAAAAAUUCAAAACUUUGCAUUAUAUUAAUUCCAGAAGUUUCAAGUUCACCUAAUCAAAACAUGAAAUUUAGAAAAAAGUAUUUCGAAAUCAUCUGAAACAGUGACAUUUUCUGAUGCCACGUGGAUUUGUUGUUGUGUUAUGGUUAAUUAUUACUUAAAUUUUUAAAAUAAGAAAUUCUUUCCAAAAAACUUGAAACAGUGAAGUUUUUGUAGAUUUUCAUUAUAACAAAACUUGACCAAAAAAUAAAUGAAAUUUUCAAUUUUUUGCAGGGUUUGGACGACAAUACAAUUUGUGCCAAAGUUUCGAGUUCAGAUGUGAUGAAUGUGACACAAGAACAAGCACUGUAUGUUUAUUUUUCUUUAAUGAUUUCUGAAAAUUUGAAUUUUUCUAGUUUUCCGCCAAAUUAUUUUGAUUCUUACAGCCAGCUCUUAUCACUUUGCCCCGCUGAACGUCUUGAAUUAUACAAUGAUUUUGAGAGAUUGGAAUUUAUCACAAGACUAAAAGUUGGAGAUCCAGUUGUCGUGAAAUUGGUGAGUUUGAUUUUAUUUUUGAAAAAAACAAUAGGCUUGAAAAAAAUUUAAACAAAUUUCCUAUUAACUAAAAUUUCUAUUGAAAUUUCAACGGAAAAAUUAAUUAUAAAGUUAUACUGUUUCAAAAAUAUUGUUUUUGGAUAACUUUUUCGGAAUUUGUUGAUCUAAUUGUUCACGUUAAAUUUUGUACUGAAGCGAAGUUUGACUACUAUAAAUUUUUACUCCAUUUUUUCCAGAAUCCACGCAUACAUAAAAUGGGUCCCCAGAAUCGGGGUGAGGGGCUUAACUUUUUUCAAAAAUCUGAAGGGAAGGGUGCCUAACUUGGCCAAUUUUCUGCUGAUAAUUUACCAAAAUUCCCAGAUUUGUCCAAAAUUCGCUCAUAAAUGUGAGGAAGGUGUUUCACUUUGGAAAAUUUUCAAGGAGGGACCCUAACUUUGAAAACUGACUCGGGGGACCUAUUUUAUGUAUGAAUCCACGUGGCGAAAAAAAAAUCUCGAAAAAUUUCAACUCUAGAGUUUCCAAAUUUUCACCUAAAAGUAUACGUGGAUUUUGAAAGAUUCUAUCUUUAUUUGUUCUUGCUUAUCAAUAUUUUUCGGAAUUAGAUUUAGAAAAAUUUCGAAAUAUUUCUAGGUUAGUUCUAGAAAUAGUGAUAAAUGAGCUCUUUUUCUGAUAAAGAGAAAUUCACUGUUUCAGAAAAAAUGUUGUAGGGUUUUUUAGCGACACGUGGAUUUUGAAAAUUUUCCAAAUUUCGAAAUCCGAUUUCUGAUUUCAUUCUCCCUUUUUUCAAUAAAACCCCACCCAAAAAACCAGUUUUCCUGCGUUAACUAUUGUAAAACUUUAACUUUUUCUCUCUGCGACCAGAGAAAAACGACUUUUUUUUUGUUUUUUUCAGACACACCCUUUUUCAGAUUUCCAGCCUCAAAAAAUCAAUUUUUUCUGACUUUUUGUUCACAAAAAACACUUUGUUUGCUCUCAAAAAUGCUCAUUUUGCUCUCCGAAAUUUUUCGAUUUUUUGACCCUAAAUUAUCGAUUGAUUGUUCCUGUUGUUAACAGAACAACACAAUCAAAAACAGAAAAAUGAUUGUCAACUUUGUUUUGUCAACAUUUUUUUGAGCGUUUUUUUUUGUGAAAAGAAAAGAAAAAAUUCAUCUUGGGGUCAGCAAAAAUGACGAUUCUUUUUUGUUUUAUAAUGAUGUUUUUUGAAAUUUUGGAUUCUGAAUUCGUUGACACGUGGAUUCUGAUUUGAAUUUUAUCAUGUGAGAAUGUGAUCUCAGAAGAUAUAAAAAAAGAGACCAUUUGAAUUUUUCUCGAAAUGCUGAAAGAACACUACUACAAAAUGAUAAAAUGUGGUUCCUUUCAGUUGAGGUUCUUUACUGCUCAAAUUUUAUGUGAUUCCAUUCAUCAAGAACUUUUAGUCCUAUUUGUUGAAAUUACGUCCUUCUUGUAAAUCAGAGAUUAGAAAUUAGAGAGAAUUAGAGAGUAGAUUGGAGAUACAAUAUCAAUUUGAAUACUACUAAAAAUUUAAUGAAUUUUUUUCGAAACAGUAGAUUUUUUUGAAAAUUUUUUAUUCAUUUUUUUUUUCAAUUUUUGGCGUCACAACUAGUGUGUGUAUUUAAUUUCUUUGAAUUCCGUGGGUUAAGAAAUUUAGAAAUUCCAAAUUAAAAUUUUGAAACAGUAAAUAUUUUAAAAAAUGUAUUUAAUUUUGUUCACGUCAAAAAUCCACAUGUCUUUUAUCAUUUCUUAUUUUUUUCGUUCAUUUUGCAGGGUGAAAACAUGCGUCGAAGUGGUCAUAUAAAUUGGAUUGGAGACAGGCCAAAUGAGCACGGUAUUUGGUAUAAUGUGAAUUUUGGUAACAAUGAUGAUGUAAGUUUUUUUUUGGAUGGGAGCGGGAAGGGGGAGACCAAAAACCACGUGGCAAUUUCGCUACAUGAACAAAUCACGUGGAAUUUUUUCCGCCAAAUAUCCACCCACUCACAUCAGAAGACUUCAAGCUUUUUCUAUUUUCCAUUUAUCUUCUCUUUUUUCUCUUUCUCUCUGCCUCUCUCAUUUUCUCACACUCUCUCACAUUUUUCCAACAAAAACCAAAAAAAAAUCCAGUUUUUGUUGGCCACUAAUUUUCUCUCUACAACCAAAAAGUCAUAACUUUUUUUUUGAGAAAAGUUGUUUUGUUUUGUUUUUUGUCUGCUUCUCUCAGUCUCUCUCUCCCUCAUUUUCCCUAUUUUUUCAGUUGUUGUUUGGCAAGUUUCCAAGCAUUCUCUUUUUUUUCUCGUCUUCGUCGAGCUCGUGUUUUUUUUGUGAGCUCUCCAGAAAUAUUGAUUUUUUGAGAAAUUUUCGGUGCCAGAUUUUUGUGCUUUUAUUAACAAGGAAAACUUUAAUGAAAAUUUUUGUUUCAGAAAUUUCGAUAAGCAUUUUUUGAAACAGUGAUUUUUCUAUAUUGAAAUUUUGAUUUUUCAAAAUGAAAAUUGACGCCUGAAAAAUCUACGAGACUAAUUGUUCAAUGCGAAAUUUAUCGUGAAUUUCAUUUUUCCAUCUGAAAAUCAAAUUUUCUCUUUGAAAUUUCUGAAAAAAAUUAUUUCUGGAAUUUCCGAAAUUUUCCACUGUUUCAAAAUUUGUGGAUAUUUUUUCCAAAAAAAAAAUUUGACUCGAUAGAUAUCUGUCGGUUGUUAGACACAUUCAAUUUUAAGUGAUUUUCGGUGCCAAAAAAAGUUAAGUUGAAAAAUUGAUCAAUAUAAAAAUGUUGUAAUUUUGAUUUUAAAUUUUUUAAAUUCUGAAACAUAAGUUUUUUUUUCAAAAUUUCUGAAAAAAAUUAUUUCUCAAUUUUUCCACUGUUUCAAAAUUUGUGGAUAUUUUUUCCGAAAAAAUUCAAACUUGAUUAUGCAAAAAGUUUACAUUGUGACUAAUUUUCUACUGUUUCAAAGAAUUUUGAAAAUUUUUCUCAAGAAUAACAAAUCACUCAUUGACCGAAAUGUACUCACACAUGACAAUUUUUGAUUCGAGAAAUAUCUGGAUUUCCUUUUAUAUUUCCUGUGUUCUCUAUUUUUUCCUCUUUUUUUCCACCUAUACAUUUUUGUGCUGAAAUAUGAUCUUCUAAUGAAAAGUACACAUAUUCUUCUUCUAUUACUUUUUCCCUGUUCCUUUUUCUUCUUCUUUUUUUCCCUUUCGAUUCAAUGAAUAAUUGAACUGCGAAAAAAAGAAAAGUAUAUACUUUUUCCAGAAAAAAAAGUUUUAUAUACUUUUUUUUUACCAAAUUGCAUUUCAUGGCUUCUUCUUCUUCUCGUUUUUUUCAGCCACAAAAAAUAGAGAAAAAAGAGGAAAAACGGAACGUUUUAUUGAUUUGCUUGCCUUUUUUGUUGUUCGCUUGGUUUUUUUCGGCUGUUUUUUAUUUUGAAUAUGAAAAAUGAAUGGGAAAAAAUUUAAAUUAUUUUUCAUUUUUUUCACUGUUUCAAAAAUAUUAUUUGAUGAAUUUCAGUACUUGAAAUAUGCUGAUAUCUUCAAACGACACUAGAGAGAAAGUGACCGAAAUUUUUUGUGCAGUGCAAAAAUUUUGAAAAAAAAAGUUUGGUUUGAAUUUUUUCACUGUUUCAAAAAGUAUAUAUUAGACACUUUAUAAGCCCAACCUUGUUUCUUUCCUUAUUUUUUCUGAUAUUGCAAAAUUGGCGCAAAUUCAACCACAUAAUGAGUUUGGCUAUGUCUACAAUUAUCAUUUUGAAGCAAUCAAAAAAAAUUGAGAAAAUCUUCAGAAAAAAAUCUGAAUUUAAAAUUAAUUUUUGCAGUGUUUCUCUGAAAAUCCACGUGUCAUCUUUCAUUCUCCCCCAAUUUUUUCAACCACAAAAAAUCUGAAAUAUUCUAAAAAUGUCUUCUUUUUUUCUCUGCACUCUCUUCACUCUCUCACCCCCAACUCUGAACUUUAUUAUUAACAAAACAUGCAAUUUUUAAUUACAUUUUCUUUUUUCGGUCAGCGAAAAUCAUUUCUUUUCAUUCUUUUUUUUUCGCUGAUAACGAACAAAUAAUCUAUAAUUAGAUUUUUGUCGGGGCCCAAAAAAUUAAUUAUGAAAUUCAUCAUAGUUUUUGCAGUUUUUUCGUUCACAACACUUUGAUUCAAACAAUUCUACGUAUGAUCGAAUAAAUCGACAAUUUGACACGAAUUUUGGAGCAGCAGAUAUGUCUGGUUAGUUUUGAGGGGGAAAAAGAUUUUGUACUCUCAAAAUUGGUUAUCACGAUGAAACUUGAUAGGUCUAAAUGGAUUUUUUCCCAAAUUUUUUUCUGAGCAAAAAAUUACUGUUUCACAAAAUUCAUCUUGUUUUGGUUGAUUUUUCAAUGUUCUCAAGCUGCAAUUGUUUCUUUUUGAGGUGAAAGUUUCGCCGGGAAAUCUUCAAAAAUCCAGAAGUUUUUCUCGAAAAAAAAUUACUUGUGAGAAAAAUCAAAAAUUUUGCAGGCACUUCUUCUCUGGCUUCAAAUCAUCAACGAAACAAUUAUUACUCGCCAAAUCAACUUCAUAUGCCAAUGAAAGGCGGUGGAGUUCAAGCAUUAUAUGAUAAUAGGUAGGUUGUAUUACAGUAUCUAGACAAUCUACAGUACUUUCUGACGAAAAAAACUUGAGGAAAAAUUAAGAACUUUGAGAAAUUUAAUCACACCUGGCGAGAGAGUGUCCCAAAAUUUUUGUGCAGCGUGGAAAUUUUUGCAAAAAAAAUUGUGCAGCGUGAAAUGUUGACUUUUUGAAAAUUUUCAUCAAAAUCGGCUGAAAAUCAAUGAAAACUACACUUUUUUCGUGAAAAAAUGUACAGUGUGAUCUUUGAAAAUUUUUGUACAGUGUCCAUUUUGGACACGUCUCGUCAGGUAUGAAUUUAAUAUAUCUGUCAUUUUCUGCGCAUAAAAUUGAAAAUUCUGUUUUUGCAGGAUCCCAGUUCGAUUAGAAAAUACUCGUGAUAGAGAAGUUCGAAAUAUUCCCAUAGAUGUUCUUCCACCUUCCAACAAAUCCUCGGAUUCCCGUCGUUCUCGUUUCAACGACACUCCACCCGAACACCCGCCAAUUCCACCAAGUAGAUCAAAAAGUGUUCAUAAUAUGUCGAAUCGAUCGCCUGCGGCCAAAAAUGAACCGAUUUAUGACGAGUCUGGUUUUCGAUGUGGCGAUGCUUGUAUUUGGAAUAAUAAUGGAAUUGAUGAAUAUGGAAUUGUGAAAUUUAUUGGAAGAUUAAAGGGACAUACAGCACUUUAUGCUGGAGUUGAAUUUGUGAGUUUUGAUGGACAAUUUUUUCUUAAAACUUUUUUUCUUGAUUUUUUCCACAAGAAAAAAAAAUUCACUGUUUCAAUAUUGUAGAAAGAUUAUUUUUAUUUAAAAAAAUCUACUGUUUCAAUUUUUAUCAUGAAAAUUUUAUUAAAAAACUUAUUGAUUAUUUUUUCCAUUUAUCAUUUUGAAUUUAUUCUCUCAAAUUUCGAGAAAUUUUAUUAUUCUUUCUUAUCGAAGUUUCACUGUUUCAAAAUUUCUGAAACUUCGUUCAUUGUUUCCUAUAUCAAUAAAAUGCUUCACACAAACAAAAUUCAAUUGUUUUUUUCUAGAAAAAUCGAAUAGGCGCUGGAACUGGAAUCUUCAACAAACAACAAUUAUUUACGGCUCGUGAUGGUCAUGCUGGAUUUGUCGAAUUAUCGUCAUUAGAACCUGUUCCAGGUCCGAUUCCAACAUCAAAUACAACAAUUUCAAUCUCAUCAAAUUCGCGACAAAAACCAACUGUUUCUGGAAAUGGAACAAUAAGUAUACCAGUAUCAAAUCGAAGUUCAAAUUCAAAUCCAAAUCCAGAUUCAUAUCCAUAUCAUCCACCAACUUAUACACCUCCUUCGCCACCAAGAGCACAAUCUGCACAAUCGACAAAUCAUCUUCAUCAACCACCACCAAUUCCACCAAAACCAUUUUCGGCGGUUGAAGAUUAUUUGAUUAAUUCAUUUGAUAUUGGUGGGUUUAUUGGGGAUUUCGGGGAAUGUUUUUCUCUUGAAAAAUUUACUGUUUCAAGAAUUUAUGCUAAGGCUAUAACGCAGAACAGGCCCCCACCCAUAUUAUUUUAUGCCCCUGAUUCGGAACUAUGUUACAGGCUCCCCCCCAAGCGGAGGUUUUUCAAAAAAAAAAUAUGGAAAAAAAUUAUAUUAUAGAGAAAAUAACAAGAAAUAUUUUUUUGACCUACCCGCCAAAAUUGAAAGAAUUGCAAGGUGCAAAUUCUUGUUCAGAAGGGCUGAUUCACGAACGAAAAAAUGUUUAAAAAUGUUUUUUUAACAUUGAAAGAUCAAUUCACGAAAAGUCAAAAAAUGUCGAAAAAACAUUGUAGGUCAAAAUUAAUUUUUCGAGUUUUUCAGCCAAAAAUGAUGACAAAUCGAUUUUUUUCAAGCUUCUGGAGUAAUUUCUGAUGAAAAUUGACUUUGGAAUUCACUUUCCAGAAGGUUUUGUUGAUUUUUCGGAAAAUAAAAAUUUUUUUUAAUUUUAAUGAAUUUCGAAAAAAUUCAUAAAAUAAAGCAAAAUAGGGUUCUCGAAGCUUAUUUUCAUCAGAAAUCACUCCAGAAACUUCAAAAAUAUCGAUUUGUCAUCAUUUUUGACUGAAAAACUGGAAAAACUAAUUUUGACCUACAAUGUUUUUUCGACAUUUUUUGACUUUUCGUGAAUUGAUCUUUCGAUGUUAAAAAAACAUUUUUUAACAUUUUUUUCGUUCGUGAAUCAGCCCUAGAAAAAUUGGCAAAAAAAUCAUUCUAAUUUUUUUAAAGCUUUUUUUUUAAAUGUGGGGGCUCAAUGGAGUUUUGAGCGGUAAAUAUAAGGUGGACAUUUUAAUAAUUAUAUUACUAAUUUUCGCCGAAUGAAAAUUUACUGUUUCAAUUUAAAUGGGAAAUUCAGUUUGCUGCGAUAUUGAUCCGAAAAUUGAAAAAGAUUAGUUUCCCACGUGGAUAUAUCUGACUGUUUCAAAAAGUUCUUUUCAUGAAAACAAUUUUUUGGAUAGAGUUUUGAUCAGCCUGACAAUGAAUAAUUAUAAAAUCACAUUUUUCUGAAAUGUUCACUGUUUCAUUGAAAAACAUGAAGAAAACACAUUUUUCUUGAAAACGGAUAGCAAAAUUUUAUAAUUGAAAAAUUCACUGUUUUAAAAAAUUAUCAUAAUUUAUUUUUUCCAGAAAAUUUCCAGAAUUUCUCUAUAAUUUCCAAAAAACUGUGUUGAGUAGUCUGAAAUUCCAAUUUGAAACUAAAGUAUUUUUUUAAUUCCACAUUUUUUUGUUUGAAAAAUCUACUGUUUCAAACAAAAAAUAAGAAAAAUCGGUUAGCUUUUCAGUAUUACAUAAUGCAGAAUUCAAUCAAAACCGUACUUUUUUACAGGUCAUCGAGUUAUCAUAAAUCACCUCGGAGCACAAAGAGAUGGUAUUGUAAAAUGGCUUGGCGAUGCAAGAAAUGAACAAAAUGAUGGAUUAGAACAAUCAGCAGUUGUACAAUUAGAUGAUUAUUAUAAUCCAACACAAAAUCAAAUACCAAAUGCGUGGCGACCUUCUGAUCAAUAUCCAAAUUCAGUAUUAGUUCCACUUUCAAGUUUGCAUCGAAAUCGAAUUGCGAAUUCAAUUCAAGAUAAUUAUGGGACAAAUAGUGGAGGAGUGCGGAAAAAUAUGGAAGAAUUUGGAAUUCCGGAUAGCGGAAUUGAGAAAAAUCGAAUUGGUCCGGUUAAAGAUUCGGAAAAAUUGAUUGGAAGACAAAAAGGAAUUCAAGGUUUUGCAAAUAGUUGUUAUCUUGAUGCAACACUUUAUGCAAUGUUUGUACAAUCCACCAUUUUCGAUUCGCUUUUGGAGAAAAAUUUGAAGAGUUCUCCGGAAAAUCAGAAAUUUCAAAAACAUUUGGCACAUGAAAUUGUCUUUCCUCUCCGCAAAAAUCAUUAUGUUCGGGCUGAUCAUAUUAUGAAAUUGCGCCAGAUUUUGGCACAACUUAUGCCGCACAUGACCGGAUUAACAAAUGAGGAAAAAGAUCCCGAAGAGAUUUUGGAAUUCAUUUUCUCGAAAAUCUUCGAUGCACCGCCUUUUGUUCGAUUGAGCAAUUCGAAUUCGGGAAAAAGUGAUUCGCAAUAUUUGGUACCGAUUGUGGUGGAUUCGGAUUGGCAAGGUGGAGCUGUGACGUCACAACAUUUGUUGGAAAGACAUUUGAAAUCGGCACAGGUUCAAUUUUCUGCUGUGCCGCCCGUUUUGAUUAUGCAGGUAAAUUUUUGGGGGAAAAAUGGGAGGAGCGAGGGACUUAAAUGUAUCUAUGUAACUCAAAAAAUUCACUGUUUCUAAAUUUUAAUAUUUAAAGAAAAAUUAAUUUUUUUUGCCAUUUUCUUAGAAAAAAAAUCACUGUUUCUAAUUUUUUUGAUUAGAAAUUCAUGGAUUUUCAAAAAUAUUGAUUUCCCCGAAAAUAUUACGUUCUAAAAAUUUUAUAUGCAAGCAUUUCCGGAUAAUUUGUUUUGUGAAAAAUUGUUCCAAAAUUUUCAGUAUCCGAAAUUUUCAAACUAAUAGGCUAGAACGCGAAAUCACAUUUUUUUCCAAGAAAAUUAUAUUUCUGAAAAGACAAAAAAAUUCACUGUUUCAAAAUGUUUCUAAUAAAAAAUUUUGGUUUGUGGAAAAAAGAUAUAAAACAAUAUUUUCAGCUUCCGCGAUAUGGCCAACAAAAACUAUUCGACAAAAUUUUGCCACUCGACAAAAUUGACAUAACUCCAUUUGUUGCUAAAAGUGUUCCAGCUUGUUCUCAAUGCGGACAAUCGGCUGAAUGCUAUUGUCCAACUUGUUUUUUGACUCGAAGAGUCUUUUAUACUGAUGUAAGCAAUUUUUUGAUGUUUUAUUAGAAAACUUAUUUUUUUUUAUUGCAGAUAAUUUACUGUUCGAAAUGUUUCCGACAAUCUCAUUUACUUGCUGAAAAUGAGGAUCAUCAAAAAUCGGAUUUAUCAUAUCCAAAUGGAAAAUUACCAAAGAAACCAAGUAGUCAUAAAAUGGUGAGUUUUUGGGAAUUUUUGAGAUUGGGAAUGUUUUUUUGAAAAUUCUUGGGAACCUAAAAAUAUACAGUUUCAUGGAAUUUUUUUUUACUGUUUCAAAAUAUGUAUGUUAGCAAAAUAUGUAUGUCAGGGUUUCGUUAUCUUUGAAAUAAUUUGAAUUUUCAUUUUCUGAAAAAAUCUACUGUUCCAAAUUUUUUAUAUAAAGAAUCUGUAUACUUCAAUAAUCAUAAUCCAUGAAUAUCCAACAUUUAUUUUUCGAAUUUUCAGAAUUUGACCGCAAUUUUAUGCAUCGAAACAAGUCAUUAUGUUGCAUAUGUGAAAACAAUCAGCGGAAAUUGGAUAUUUUUUGAUUCAAUGGCGGAUCGAGAAGGACUAUCUGAUGGUUUCAAUGUUCCAGUUGUUCGAGAUUGUGGAGAUUUGUCGAAUUUUUUAUCGAUUGUUGGAUGGAAUCGAUUGAAAGAAGCUGAUGAAACUGGACAAUUGAAGGUUUGUUCGGGUUUUUUUUUGAAGAGGGAGGUGUUUGAAAUUGCUCAUUUUGUGACAGGGGAAAUUAUGGAUAUAUUUGGGUUUUCUAAUACAUUAAACAAUUUCACGAAAUUACGGUGAUGUAAAUUUUUUGAGUAAUCCGAGGUUUCAAAAUAUUUGCAAUUUUCAACCGUAAUUGCCACGUGGCACUUUCCAAAAAUCAAUCAAUAAUUAAUUCUCUAAACCUCUAUUUUACAGUCAUUAUUUGGUAAACAAGUAAUUGAUCCACUUGUUGAUCGUCUUUUGUCCGAUGGUUAUAUUUGUUUUUACGAAGAUGCCAAUUCGAAUUCUUCUUCAUUUUCUACUGAAAUGUUUAACUUGUCUUCAAAUUCCACGUCAUCGUCCGGUUCACAUUCAUUUUUAAAUCAAAUUAAAAAUAAAUUAAGCUAG